GGAAGAGGUCCGCGCCUGCGCACUGACUCUCCUGUCAUCUGGAGCUGGGUUGGUGCAGAGAGGCUGGCGUUGGAGCUGAUGUUCUGGCACAUUCUCACCGUUGUCCAGCAGAGUUGCUGACCACGUGCCAAGGAUGGUCUGGUGUGUCAGGUGGGCAGAGAUGGCAGGUCCCUCCCAGGGUCAGGGGGCGUGCUGACCAGCACCACGCUGUCUGGUCUGCCAGUGGGGGAACGUUCACCCCAAGGCUCCCAAAGCCCCUCACCCACCCAGCGAGAUGUGGUCAGCCCCAUCCUCACCACCCCUGACAGGGGCAGCGGAGAGUUCCGAGGGUGCGAUCCGUGAGGGUUUCCUGUGCCCGCUCUGCCUGAAGGACCUACAGUCGGUGCAGCAGCUACAGUCUCACUAUGAGGAGGCACAUUCCAGUGAGGAGGACGGGCACAUGGUGGGCCAGAUCAAAACUCUGAUUGGCCGGGCGAAGAGGAAGCUGCUGAAACGUGAAGGUGUGGAUCGCGGGGACUCAGAGCAGACGGACUUUGUGUGUUCGGGAGGCGUGGACCCCAGUAUGUGGGAGAGGCAGGAGCUGGGAGCCAUGAGGAACCUGCGGAGUGAUUUCCUGAGGUGGCGAGGGGCCAGGAUUGACCACCAUGUGAUUGAGGUGAACAAACUGCUGAUCCGUCUGGAGAAGUUAACCUCGUUUGACAGAGCAACAAUGGAGCCAGCCAAGAGGAAAGCCCUGGAGCGCUCCGUGGUGAUGUGGGUCUGUGACCAGGAUGUGCCCUGUUGCCCUGACUGUGGUGUGUCCUUCACCCUGACCCUGAGGCGCCAUCACUGCCGCCUGUGUGGCUCCAUCAUGUGCCGGAGGUGCACCCACCUGCUCACCGUCGCCUUCGCCCAGAAGCUGACCCGAGCGGUGAGGGUUUCGGUGAGUGGGGUGAACGCGGUGAGCGUGGGCCUGGAGCCUGGGCGCAGACAGAGUGUCUCCAGUAUCAGCUCCCUCCUGGAGGACCGGGAUGAUGAUGGCAUUCUGUCGUGUCAGCAUUGCAAACGGAUCCUGGAACAGCAGGAGAGACGGCUGGACGAGAGGGAGAGUACGCCGGUGAUCACCCAGCUCUACACGAAGCUGCACACGUGCAUGGAGAGAGUGGAGAAGAUCGCUCCUGACUACGUGAAGAUGGCAGAGUCACUCAAUGCUGGCAAGAACACGUAUGAGCUGGAGACUGCUGCUAACACGCGUGUGGAACUGAUGAGGCUGUAUGAACACAUUGACCUGCUCAGUAAGAGGAUUGCCUCACUGGGACUAUCAGAUGUUCCCCCACCUCACCCGAAAACUGUCCAACUCCAGAAGAUGAUCCGACUCUCCACCACCCAGUUCCUGCAGGAGAAACUCUUGGGCUUGACCUCCCUCCCGACCGCUGAGCGAUUGGAGGAGCUGAAGGCGAUGCGAGCUGAGAGAGAGGCGCAGCGGUGGCGGGAAAGUCAGGGCCAGAGUCCAGCGGUGAGGCCUAGUCGGCAGGAGGUGAGCCGGGACAGCGGGUGGCUGGCUUCGUCCAGUUCGGUGGCUCGCGAUCUGGGCCACCCUCUGCUUGAGCAGAUGGCCAACAUCGAGUGCUUCCUGGCCCAGGCCCGGUCGGCAGGGCGUUUGUGCGAGGCCCGAACCCUGGAGGAGAACCUGCGGCAGCUGCAGGACGAGUGGGAUCGGAUGCAGGAGGAGGAGGAGACCAGGAAGAAGCCUGAGGCCUACUCCUUCGAGGAGGGGAGCGGGAAGCCUGAGGCCUACUCCUUCGAGGAGGGGAGCGGGAAGCCUGAGGCCUACUCCUUCGAGGAGGGGAGCGGGAAGCCUGAGGCCUACUCCUUCGAGGAGGGGAGCGGGAAGCCUGAGGCCUACUCCUUCGAGGAGGGGAGCAGGAAGCCUGAGGCCUACUCCUUCGAGGAGGGGAGCGUGGAGGAGAAGAGGAGCAGGAGGAAGCCUGAUCCCUACCAGGCCUCUCCCUUCGACGGCGUUUCCCAGCCCCGGGGACACCUCAACCCCUUCGAAGAGGAGACCGUAGGCCUCAAUCCUUUUGAGGAGGAGGAGAGGAGCAGGAGGAGCCCCGUGCCCUGCCUCUCCGGGGAAAGGAGUGAGGGCCCCAACCCUUUCGAGGAGGUGGUGGUGCUCGGGGAGACCCCUGUGAAACCCUUCGAGGAGCAGGAGGGCUCCCGGGAGGGUGGGGGCAACCCCUUUGAGGUGGAGGAGGAGGAGGAGAUUGAGGAGGAGUUGCUGAGGCAGCAGAUCGACAACAUCAAGGCCUACGUGUUUGACGCCAAGCAGGCCGGACGCCUGGAUGAAAUGGCCAGCCUCCUGGACAAUCUGGCCGAACUCAGGCAGGCCUUAGACAGCGGCCGGAGGAGACGGAGAGCACUCUGACCCCCUGCUGUACGGCCCUCCGCCAAGGAACCCGGGACUCCAGCCCGGUCAGUCGGCUGUGGGAGGCGGAGGAACACUGCCCUCUGGCCCGAGAGGGUCAACGGGAGCUCUCUCUAUCUCUAUUCCCUGUGGUUUCGGGGG
Hemiscyllium ocellatum (epaulette shark) is the source of this 2545-nucleotide messenger RNA. RefSeq names its product rabenosyn-5. The transcript has 12 exons. The record is from RefSeq and is a predicted model, not a curated record. The coding region runs from base 275 to 2404 and encodes 709 amino acids. NCBI's taxonomy places the organism in Eukaryota, Metazoa, Chordata, Chondrichthyes, Orectolobiformes, Hemiscylliidae. Gene Ontology annotation, molecular function: metal ion binding.